Messenger RNA from Paraglomus occultum, 702 nucleotides. The record is from the annotation of a GenBank genome assembly. Lineage: Eukaryota; Fungi; Glomeromycota; Glomeromycetes; Paraglomerales; Paraglomeraceae.
AUGUUAGUCUGUGGUAGAACACUUGCAAAAGAGCUGGAGGAUGAGUUUGACAACUUCUUUGCUCAUUACCAGUGUGCAGCUCAUGUGCUUAAUCUUGCAGUCCAAGAAGGUCUCCAGCAAGAUAUUUAUGAUAUUAUUGUAUUACUAGAGCUGAUCAAGUGGGCUACUCUUUUCCUCUCCACAUCAAAAUAUCCAACACAAGAGGAACAAGAGCAAGUCAAAGCAACCAUUUUAGAGUUAACAUCGUAUUGCGGUUCCUCACCAUAUAAUAUGGACGAAAGUAUCAAUGAUGACAACAUCGAUGUGCGCAACUAUUUUCGCCAACUCCGACAAAGAAACUCAUCUAUUAACACUCAUUCUGGGUCUGUUGUAUUGUCUAACCAUAAUACCGGAAUCACCACUACUUCAAAUAACAACUCUGCAAAUGAGCAGCAACUAAUUAUGUCUGAGCUCACGCGCUAUUUGUCUGCGCCAUUAGAAGAUAAAGUCGACCCACUGCUUUGGUGGUAUACUAAUUCUCAAAAAAAUGUAUAUCCGAUUCUAUCGCUCAUGGCACAGGAUUAUCUAUCUGUUCAAGCAACAAUUGUUGCUUCUGAACAGACAUUUUCGAUUGCCGGACAAGUAAUAACGUCACAGAGAAAUCGUUUAGAUCCUGAUACUGCGAGAGCAACUCUAUGCUUACGAUCGUGGAUAUUAAACAAU